This is a messenger RNA of Chiloscyllium plagiosum (whitespotted bambooshark), 531 nucleotides long. NCBI's taxonomy places the organism in Eukaryota, Metazoa, Chordata, Chondrichthyes, Orectolobiformes, Hemiscylliidae. The record is from RefSeq and is a predicted model, not a curated record.
AUGGAAUCAUUUUUCACCUUAAUUGUUCAAGUUGCGAAAGGCCUUGGUGGAAUGAUAACGCUUAUUUUAACCCUGGCAAACCAAACGGAAGUGCUUCACAGUCCACGAAUUGAUGAGGGGCUGAACACGGUGGGCCGUGUUCACAGGCUCCUGAGAAAGGGUAACUAUGCUGAGCGUGUGGGUGCCGGAGCGCCGGUCUAUCUGGCUGCGGUGCUGGAGUAUCUGACGGCUGAAAUCCUGGAGCUGGCCGGCAACGCGGCCCGGGACAACAAGAAGACCCGCAUCAUCCCCAGGCACCUGCAGCUGGCCGUGCGCAACGACGAGGAGCUCAACAAGCUGCUGGGAGGGGUGACCAUCGCUCAGGGCGGGGUGCUGCCUAAUAUCCAGGCCGUGCUGCUGCCCAAGAAAACCACCGCUGGGGGCGCCGCUAAAAAGUGAAGAGACCAUUCUUGAAUCUGACAAUCCAAAGGCUCUUUUAAGAGCCACUCACAGCGUCUGUGAAAAGGGCUAAACUCUGUCGGAUUGAUUAUU